AUGAGUGACAAUUCACCUUGCUUUCCAUUAUAUAGAAACAAUUUUCACCAAUCUACUUUCCACCAUCCUAAUGGUACCAUUCGUAACAUAAGAUCUUUAGAAGAUCAUAACAACAAUCAAUCUCAUCCUUCUUUUCAAAGAUUUACCGCUUUACAUCAGCAGCAACAGCACCAUCAUUUAUCAAAAGUUACUGGUAAAAGAAAAUCCGGUGAAGAUUCUGACGAUUCAAUGGGUGAACCAAGAAGCCCGCCUUAUUCUAGAAAUGAAAUGGAAAGAGAUAACGGUGGCAAUGGUAGCAACAAUAACAACACCAUCCAUAAAAGAACAAAGCUUGGUAACGAUAAAAACUUUCCUUUAAGUAAACUUUUAGCUACCCUUGACAAAUCUCAACUGUUGUCGUUAAUAAACAAUCUUAUUGAUUCACACCCUAAUCUUCAAUCAGAAAUUUCUUCAAAUGUUCCUAGACCAACAAUUCAUUCAGUAUCAACCGUUUUGGCAGGAUUGGAAAAAAGAUAUCACGAUAGUUUUCCUUACUCUAAAUGGGGUCAUCUUAAAGACGAUUAUAGUUUCAAUAGAGUUAAACCUGCUAUUUUGGAUUUAAAGGCCGCAAUUAUUGAUUAUGCUGAUCAUUUCACUUCUUCCGAGGAAUUUCCUACAAUAACAUUCUCAUUUCUUCACCUAGUAACUGAGAUUGCUCAUCGAUUACCUGAAUGGGAUAAUAGAUCACACAACGAGAUCAAACAUGAUCUUUAUUUGAAGUUGGUCGAGUAUUGGCAAAAAGCCACCAGAGAAGCUGCAAACAAAAUUAGCGAUGGGAAAAUAUACGGACAAACAGUUGUGAAUGAAUGGGCGAGAAAUCUUGAACAACAUAAUAAUAAUUCAAAUGGAAUUUUUCAACAAACAUUGAACGAGUUUAUUGAGAAACUUGGAUGGAUUAUUGGUGCAUCACCUAAUUCUCCUUUCCUUACAUCAUCUGGAAAUGGUGGGAUGAUCGGAAAUCAUCACCAUAGCCAUAAUCACCACCAUAGUAGUAAGUAUGAUGCAGUAGCUGUGUAG
Molecule: messenger RNA, 1056 nt
Organism: Entrophospora candida
Lineage: Eukaryota; Fungi; Glomeromycota; Glomeromycetes; Entrophosporales; Entrophosporaceae
Source: the annotation of a GenBank genome assembly